AUGAAGAAACGGACGAUAUCCAAAAUCAAAUCACUAUUUGGUUCUAAAAAAGGUAAACGGCAAAAAAAUCAAGAACAGUCAGCGAAGUCGUCCCGUUCCCCUUCUCCAGAGCCGGCGGGGGAAACCUCACCUUGCGAGUCAUAUAGGCCUCUGCUGAGGACUCCCUCGCCGAGACAUGUUGGUCCACCGCCCUCGCCCCCAGUCCCGACAAAUCCUGUGGCACCCGUGGCCCCCGAACCUGCAGGACCUUUGCCGCUCAUGCCGUGUCCGGUAUGUGGUCGGACGUUUGUGCCACAAUCAUUGGCCAAGCACGUUAAAAUUUGUGAGAAAAUGACGGUCAAGAAACGAAAAACAUUCGACUCGUCGAGACAGCGACGUGAAGGCACAGAUUUGGAACAGUACUUGCCAAAGAAUUUCGGUCUUCCAGAGAACAGCCCGUUCCUCGAGAAAAGUCCGCCGAACACUGCCAAGGUGACAGCGAAACCUAAGACGCAGUCUGUCCGGAGCACUAUAACGAAGCCAAUGGCUGAGCUGCAGAAGUGUCCGCACUGCGCGCGCGCGUUCGGCGUGCGUGCGUUCGAGCGGCACGUGGAGUGGUGCGCGGACAAGGCCAAGAUCCUGCCCGCCGCCGCCGCGCAGCCGCCGCCGCACAUCGCCGACGCCAAGCAGCGCCUCAACGCGCGCACGCAGUACAAGGCGCCGCUCGUGCGCGCCAGGAGGUCGUCUCAAUCUCGAGAGAAGACAUCCAACAGUCGGUCCACGUCAGUGGACUCGUCGCGCGGCGUUUCGCCGCCGCCGCGGGAGUUCGGCGACUACAAGCAGGGACGGACUCGGGCAUCAGAAUCUAUGUCGAGUAAUGACUGCCACGAAGAUGCUUCAACGCAUGUCCCAGUCAUAAGAAAUUCGAGAACAUCUCAAAACAAUUCAGGCGACGCCAACGUAAAAGCACGACAAGCUAGACUUGCUAGAGAUCUCAGUAGUACUAGAAACACCCAAGAUCCAAAGAUUUCCUCGAUCCAACAAAGUAAUACCGAUCCUAAUUUACCCAAAGUUCUUCAAAGUAAACAUAAAAACAAAGUGAACGUUAAGAGAAAACAACAAUUAAAAAAACUUGAAGAAAUUGCAAAUAAAUAUAACAAUAGGCAGGAAGAGAUCACAAAAGAAAAAAAUAAAUUGCGUAAAAAUACUAAUGAAGAUGAUGAAGGUAAAAGUCAUAUUCCAAUUCUAAAGAAGACAGUUGUGAAUCACAAAAACAAAACGAAAAUGGAGACUAUGAAAGGCAAAGCAGAAAUGACCAAGGAAGAACGAAAAUUAUCUUCUUCAGUAAAUAGAGCUAAAACAGAAGGAGCUCCAGUUACAAUAAAACAACAAAAUGAAAAUUCUGCUAAGUCCAGGAAAUUAAAAUCGGUGACAAAAAACUCUACGACGAAAGAAAUCACCCUGAGUCUUGAUAGCCUGGAAGAUGUUCAACAUGAUAAGACUAACGACAAAAAUUUUCAGUCAAUUGGUAUUAAUACGGAACUUCUUUGUCCUUGCGUCCCGUGCGUAAUUUAUAACUGUCCGGAACAGAAGAAAACAGAAAAGCUAAAAACAAAAUCUAAUGUAAACGAAAGUAAAAGUACCAAGAUAAAUAAACACUAUUCUGCACCUUCGAUAGAACUUUUGUAUAAAAAUCCCAACGUAAUCAGUUCAUGUGAUUUGCAAAUCAAAGAUAUUACAGAAACACAAUUAAAGUGUAUUGAUAUUAAUACCGAUAUUCAUUACGAUUCCUCCUCAAUUAAUUCAGGUUCGAGUAAUAGUUUUCCAAAUAAAACCCAUUAUGAUUGUGAAGAAACAAACGCUAAAGAAGAAAACACUAAAAUUAUUGAAGUGAAUAAUAAACAACCAUCCAAAGAAUUAUGUGAAGAAAAGUAUGAAGAUUUAAAUAAUCUUUCAGCGGAGGAAUAUGAAGAAAGUUACGAACCCGACAUCAGUGCCGAAAUGUCUAAUGAUUCUAUUGAAAAUGAUGACCAGGCCCAAAGUAAAGACAUAAGUCGACACGGUAGUGGAGAUACUUACACAAAAUUUUCCGAAUGUCCUGCCGACUUAGAAGAGUUUUAUAAUUUGACUGAUAAAAUUAUAUCCACUAAAACAACUAAAGAAGAAAAGCUCGAUAAAGAUCUUGAUAUGCUUCAUACACCUAAUACUAAUUCUAUUGAAGCUUUAAACAAAAACGAUUCAUGUCCUAAACUUUCAAAUCUUAGUAAACAUCAGUUUUCCGAUACGCUAGAAGAAUUAAAAAGUAACUUAAAAGAAAUACUAAAAGAAACUAAUAGUGCUAAUGCUGAUUAUGAUUUAGCAUCUAACAACAUUAAGAAUGUACGUAAUAUGGAACAUAUAAGUGUUUUUGAAGUAAACCUUUAUGAAAAAGGACCUAAUGAAAACACAGAACAACUGAACAAAGCUCAAACUGAAUUUAAAUUGCCAUCAAUUACGGAAACAAAUAAUAUGAUGAAAAGAGACGAACGUUUAAGCAAUACAUUGACAAGACCAAAAAUGAGUAGAAAAUAUAAAGGUUUUAAUAAACAAAGUCGUAACAAUAUUGAGUACAAAACUUUUAUCGUUCGAGAUAAUCAAGAUGACAACAGUGACGUCCACUCUGUUUCUUCAGAGGCACCACCAUUGAAACUGCCGAGAAUUGAAGUAAAAAGCAGUAACAAUGUUAAGGGCGAAAACCUUUUCCCGUCUUCCGUUAAACGUUCCACAUCCCUCCUUGAUUCCAUUCAGAAGAAAAAUACGCUAAAAGCGGAUACAAAGAAGAACCGCCUCAAAGCAGACCAACUUGAACAGGACAUUAUGCAGUCUCUCAAAGACUUCGAUAAAUUUUAUGAAUCUGAACAAAUAGAGAAUGACCAGUCUAACAAAGAAAUUGUUAAUUGUGCUAAAAAUAAAUAUAACACGACUAAAAAAGAAUCCAGAAUGAAAACCGAAAGAAACAACAACAAAAACGAACACAUCUCAAAUGGCCAAUUUACACCUAAUGGAAAGUCGAGCAACGAUUCAGCUUAUAGCAGGUUAGUCAGCCUAAACAGGAUAUCACCUUCAAAACUAUCACUAUGUAACUCCAAAGAGUCAAACGGCCCAGUACCCUUAGCACAAACACACGUCGGCACUGACUCUGUAAGGAGUCACAAAGACGAAGUCAGGUCUAUCUCCAGUGAAGAGUUCCUAGCGAUGGAACGCUCAGCUGAACUGAACGAGCCAUUGCCCAGAGUUGACGCACAACACAAAGAUUUAGGCAGCAGUCACACAAUAAACGAAAAGCGUGCCAGUUCCCGAGCAUCGUCACAGCGCAGCCCCACGUGGCGAUCACGCCAAGACCUCAGCUCCAGCAGUUCGGAGAGUUCCCUGCACAGGGCGAAGGAAACCAGCCCGCUGCCGCGACUCUCGCGCUUCUGCCACGAGUGCGGCAACAAGUUCCCCGUCGACACUGCCAAGUUUUGUAUCGAGUGCGGUGUCAAGAGAUUGGUCGUGUAG
This is a messenger RNA of Parnassius mnemosyne (clouded apollo), 3516 nucleotides long. The record is from the annotation of a GenBank genome assembly. Lineage: Eukaryota; Metazoa; Arthropoda; Insecta; Lepidoptera; Papilionidae.